Molecule: messenger RNA, 2464 nt
Organism: Chlamydomonas reinhardtii
Lineage: Eukaryota; Viridiplantae; Chlorophyta; Chlorophyceae; Chlamydomonadales; Chlamydomonadaceae
Exons: 3
Coding region: 261-1367 (368 amino acids)
Source: RefSeq, a predicted model, not a curated record
GUAUAGCCCAUUGUAGCGAGCCUACUCACCAAAAGCGGGAAAGCGCAUUUAGCAUAUUGGCAGAUUGGGCGCGCGCUUGUACUGCAGCGUAAAGUUGCAUUCCCUCAGCCCCCAAAGGCAUAACACUAGUAAAAAGCACCGCAUGGCGUCCUAGAGAUACCAUUCAAGCGAAAACGCGGGGCGAGCAAAAUUCAACCGCACCAAGUCGCCGAGUCAGCGCAUUCUGCGAGUUUGAAUAAGGUCCUCCAAGCGCGCUAAGUAUGCAGCUCCGCGUUUCCCGGGGCCACGCCGGUCGCGCGACGGCCAAGAAGCCGACUUGUUCCGUCAUCGCGUACACGCACCGACAAGGCGCCCAGGCGAUGAGCACGACCAAGCCAGUUGCGGCACCCACCUAUAACCCCCAGGCUCUCGCGUUUGCGGCCAGCACGGUUGCCGGGGCGCUGCUUGCGAGGGCAGCACUGCUCGCGAAUGCAACCGACUUGCGAAACGCCCUCAGCAAACUGGGACAACUUGAGCGGCAGGCUGCCAUUGGAGCUUUUCACCCAAAGAGCCCUUUUGCGACUGCGCACGCGCCCGCCACCGCCGGCCCCUUCGCAGCGCUUCCUUCCCAGUGGCUGGUGGUGACGUCCGCCGCGCACUGGUUCGAGCAGCACCGCCUGGCCGCCGAAUCCGGAGCCCUGCUGGCCACCGUCUUCGUGUCGGACGCCGCCGCCCGCGCCCAGGGGCCCCUGCUGGAGCGCCUGCGCCGUACCUACGGCGGCGAGGCCGGCCCCGUGCACUUUGUGUUUGUGCACGUGGGCGCUGGCUACGUGCAACGCAGCGCCGCCGCCUCCCGCUCCGCCGCCGCCGCGGGCCUGCGCGGCCGGCAGGCUCUGGCCGACCUGGGCCGUGUGUCUAACGUGGCGGCCCUGCACGGCCUGGACGUGGCGCUGGGCUCGUUCCUGCCCAACGGCGGCCUGCGCGCCGUGCCUUCCAUGCUGCUGUCGCAGCCCUCCUCCUGCGAGUCUGCCUGCGCCUCCGUGUCCUCCUCCAUGGAUCUGGACACGGCCGCCGCCCGCUGCUGGGCCGCCGCCAGCCGCGCCGGCGAGCUGCGUCAGCUGGUGUCGGACUGGGCGUUCAUCAACACCGCCCUGGCGCGCGCCGCCACGGUUGCGGCGUUGGCCGCGGCCGCGGCGGCGGCUCCCACUGCCGCGGCGGAGACUGCGCUCAUGGCGGCGCCAAUGCACGGCGCCAUAUGCCAGAGCUCCGCCGGUCACGGCACAGGCGGUAUGGGCACCGCCUCAACUGAUGCCAACAACAACAUUGUACCUUUUCAGGCUGCGUCAGUGUGCGCCUGCCUGCUUCCCCACUCGCGCAAGACGGCCUAGAUGACGAAAGCGGGCGGUUGAAGAAGGGGUUUGGUCAUGUAAAGUAAGUAGCCGUACGUGUCUGCGGGACGUUUAGACGGCAGGAGCUGUGUCCUGAAAGUGCUCACGCGUCCAGCUGACAUGGCCCUCCGGUGAGUGACAAUGUUCGUGCGCGGAUAGACGUGCCCCGCUGAGCAUCAAUAAGAGCGGGGCAGGGCUCAGCAAAAGGUAUGAGACGUACGUGCCAUCAUCUAGUGCGCAUGUUUUAUUGUAGUAGCAAAUGCAUAGUGAACGUAAAUAUGCAUUACGCGCAUCUCUUGCAGCAAUUUUGGUUCUGCUGCAAAUAAAUUUUGAACGAUGCCGGCGUGCGUACACACGCGUGUGCAAGACGGGAAGUGCUGCGUCUGCGGGCACUUGCAUGCAUACAUGGCAAAGCGAAGUGGCAUACAUGGUUAUCCUUUUGCUCAUAGCUGGAUAUGUGCAAAGUUAAUCCUUUGGCAUGGCUUUCAUUCUCUCUUUAUCCUGUGCCAUGCACUGGUUGCGGCGUGCUGCUGCAUGCAUGCACACCUGCCAUGAACCUGGGGGCAUGUCGCACGCACCCAUGGAGGGCACUGUAUGAUGUACGAUUAAUGGCGUUUUGUUCCCAGGGUCCAGGGAUUCAUUCUUAGGAAAGCGCUGGUGGCAUGUGGUCGCGGUUCCCUGCUGCUGCCACGGACGCUUCUGGCUUUCAUCGGAGCCGCCGAAUGCAUCGGGGCACGCGGCACAGUGCCAUCGAGCAUGCAUGGGGUCGGCUUAGAGGGCCGGUGACGUGUCUACGACAUGCCGCCGGCGCAUAGAAUUGUUCUAGGAAUUUGAUAGACGCAGCAUGCUCCGGUGAGUGUAUUUUACUGUAGUUUAUGGCUAUGGGGCGCUUGGUGGCGUAUUGGUGUGCGAUAGAUGACGCUGGGGCUUGUCAGCUCAUGUCUAGAAUUCUGGAUGCCACGCGCUGAAUUAUGAUCGCGAGACAGGGCAUCGCUGUGCGCAGAUGCGCAAGGAUUCUGUUGUCUGUGGUAGUCUCGCCAUGAAACCUCUUUGAGAGGCUUUAACCGGUUUACACUUGAGAAUGUGUAUACACAUCU